GAAGAAACGAAAACUAUCAGAGCAGGAGUAUACGCACUUGCAUAUGUAUAUUCUCACAAACUGUGAGGAUAUUCUUGAAUAUGAGAGGAUUUACAAGGCUGUAGUACGCUCCUAUUAUCCGGAGUUUACAGAAGAUCAAAUUGUUGACCUUAAAGAGAAGGAGUUCUCGUGUUGGUUGCAAUACUAUGUAUCAGAUGGAGUUUCUAAAGGUCAAUCAUUUCCAACAUGGUUACUAGAGUUCUCUAGCGGACCAAAGUAUAUUGCAAAAUCCUACCCGAGGUAUUGCACAAGAGGAUAUGCUUUUAGGAUUUAUGAGGAUGGAACUAGGAGGACCACAACUAAUUCUGGUAUAUCUGUUCAAGCUGGUGGUGUUGUAUACUAUGGUAUCCUUAGAGAAAUAUUGGAAAUUUGCUACCCAGGAAUGUUGAACAUGAGAUGCAUUGCAUUUUUGUGUGACUGGUACGAUCCCGUGGUUGGUAGUGGUGUACGAGUUGACCAAUUCGGUGUUACAUCAAUAGACUCAAGACGAAGGUUAUUGAAAUACGAUCCAUUUAUACUUGCAUCACAAGCAGACCAGGUAUGUUCAUUUAUGAACAUUCAGUUACAAAAUCAUAGAUGAUAUAAUUAAAUAUUUCUAUUGAUUGUUACAGGUAUGCUAUAUCAAUUACCCUCGAGUGACGCGCGUCAACGACCCAUGGAUAACAGUGACGUCGGUAAACCCAAGAGGUCAAGUAUAUGGAGUUGCAGCCCACGAGCCUCUACAGGCAAGCGGAAGUUGUCAGAUGGCUUCAGUUGAGCAUUCCCUUGAAGUUGAUCUUAUGGUUGACUUCACCUUAUUUGAAGAUGAAAUAGUGCAUUCAGAGUCAGAGGAAUCAGUUGGAGAAUUUGAUGAUGAUAUAGACUCAAUUCCUUCUGACUAUUCAACAGAUUCAGAGUAGAUAAUAAAUGUUAACUUUAUGUAAGACAAUAUUUGGUACUACGUUUUAUAAUAAAUUAUUUAUA
Molecule: messenger RNA, 1002 nt
Organism: Arabidopsis lyrata subsp. lyrata
Lineage: Eukaryota; Viridiplantae; Streptophyta; Magnoliopsida; Brassicales; Brassicaceae
Exons: 3
Coding region: 44-619 (191 amino acids)
Source: RefSeq, a predicted model, not a curated record